GCAAUGUCUGCGCUUCGCCUUGCUUCCUCUGUUGCGCGUAGAGCGCCUCGCGCAGCUCUAGCACUUCAACAGAGAGGAUAUGCUGAGGCUGCGGACAAGAUCAAGCUUUCCCUUGUUCUACCUCACCAGACUCUCUUUGCGUCGACGGAUGUUGUUCAAGUAAACAUUGCCGCAGCAACUGGUGACAUGGGUAUCCUCGCAAAUCACGUCCCGUCAAUCGAGCCUUUGCGUCCUGGUGUCGUAGAGGUCAUCGAGUCUGGGAACAACAGCCAGAAGUGGUUCGUGAGCGGAGGCUUCGCAAACGUGCAUCCUAAUAACAAGCUUACUAUCAACGCCGUAGAGGCAGCACCUCUGGAAGACUUCUCAUCUGAGGCCAUUCGUGCAAACCUUACAGAAGCACAGAGAAUCGCUUCAGGUAACGGGUCAGAGGAGGAUAAGGCGGAGGCUCAGGUGGAGAUUAGCGUUUACGAAUCGUUGCAGCACGCGCUGGCCAAAUAAUAGACUUCCUGUCACUAAAAUUCGUCUAAAUAUAUUUUUGGCGUAGAAAAGCCAUCGACACUUUGUGGAAUGUAGAUGAAUAGCUUCACGACUCGCACGAGAGUUGGUACACUUAGCAACGGGGACAUACUUGAUUCUUUUCAAUAUUAUUACUGUAUCUAGGUCAUAGUAUUUCUGUACCGCAGCUACGACCUGGU
Fomitiporia mediterranea MF3/22 is the source of this 695-nucleotide messenger RNA. Its product is annotated as epsilon subunit of F1F0-ATP synthase N-terminal domain-containing protein. Gene Ontology annotation, biological process: proton motive force-driven ATP synthesis. Bases 4 to 498 code for a protein of 164 amino acids. Gene Ontology annotation, molecular function: proton-transporting ATP synthase activity, rotational mechanism. Lineage: Eukaryota; Fungi; Basidiomycota; Agaricomycetes; Hymenochaetales; Hymenochaetaceae. The record is from RefSeq and is a predicted model, not a curated record. The transcript has 4 exons.